CCAUUAACCCCCAAUAGAGAGAAAAAAACCCAAAACCAAAAAACCCUAACUCUUCUCCCCAUCGAUCUCCUCUCUGAGCUCUCUCCGACAGCCGCCGCCAGGCGAGGACGCGCCGGCGCCCGUCGCCCAUCGCGCCGUAGCCGACCUCAUCACCUCUCCGGCGCCCCGCGGCCUGCGCCGUCGCCCCGUCUCGCCGUCGCACCCGCACCGCCCCGGCGCCCCGCGAGCCCGCGACGCCGCCCGGGCCUGGCGAGUGGCGUCGGCGCGCUGCCGUCCUGUUCGUCCACCGACCAUUCACCACCGCACUUUUCCUGUCCCGAGAGCCGAGAGGCCGAAGCUUAGGUGGUGCAAUGGCUUUAAGUUCAUCCAUUAGCAUGUCUCGGCGUCUUUUCAAGGGACUUACUAUCAACCCGGCAUUGGCAUCUGGGAUGACGUGCCAGCAUCACCAGCUUCAACAGCAUGCGCCAGUGAGUGGAACAGCCAAGGGUAAGGCUAAGCUCAAGUCUGGCCAACAAUUGAAGCGUAACACCAUUGGAGCAAAGAAGGGCGGCGCGCCUUCCACUGGUGGGGGUGGUGGCGGUGGGCGUGGUCGUCGUGAGGCUAUUGAGCGUAUUACUCAGAUUGCAGAGUCUUGUCUGAAUGCCUCAACUCCUCUGCGCCAUCUAUCCCCCAAGGAGCGUCUUCGUGAGGCCAAACGUGAGGAGCUUGGACUCAUUUCUAAGGAACGUCAACGUGAACUUGAUUUAGCCAAGGCUAAAGCCAAGUCCAAAGGUACCCGUGAGGGUGAUGGUGGCCGUGUGCUGAUGGGUCCACCAGGUCUUGACUACAUCAGUCUUGGAUUGGUUGAUGAGGACGCAAUCCCUAAAUACGAGCUGACAGUCGAAGAUGGCCGGCGACUUGCCAAACAAUACAGUCAGGUGCUAAUGCGACGGCACCGCGCACGGCAAACUGCAGAAUCGUCUCUUCUAAGUCUCAAGAAGGAGGCCAUUGCAGCACUCCCUGAGAAGCUGCGAGCUGCUGCUAUGAUUCCUGACAUGACACCAUUCCCUGCAAACCGAUACAUGGCAACACUCACGCCACCAAUUGAAGGGUAUAUUGAAAAGGUGCGGGAUGCUGCCAAGAAGUAUUCUGUGAAGGAGAAACUUCGCUGAUUUUUACCUCAAGGGAGGAAAGGGUAUCUAGAGGUACAUGAACAUGUCAGGCUGUCAGCUAUGACAACAGAGCAUACUUUGUUGAUUGGCAUAUCAAUGCAAGGAGAAAUUGGGAAGCUUGUUCAAUUUUCAGUGAGUUUUUGGUCAUUUUCUUCUGGCUGGGAUGCUGCAUGAAUGGCAAUUUCUGAAGCUCGAUGGGCAUUCGCUUUGUUUCAUUGUUUGUUUGUUACGAAUGUUGUAUGCAGCCACUUCUGUAAUAAGUUCCCGGCAGUUAGAUUUGCUUCUGCCAUUUAGAUUUUGCGAACUUUUUUUUUACUGCUAAAAUGGCUGUAGCAAAGCAAUGCCUCACUUAGGAUCUUGAUAAUGGCUCCCGUGUUUCUCUCGGCAAAAUAGCACUGCUGUCUGCUCCUGAAUUUAAUCUGGAUAGUGCUGCUCCUUAGUUUAA
Oryza sativa Japonica Group (Japanese rice) is the source of this 1596-nucleotide messenger RNA. RefSeq lists its product as uncharacterized. The record is from RefSeq and is a predicted model, not a curated record. Gene Ontology annotation, cellular component: mitochondrial large ribosomal subunit; mitochondrial ribosome. Lineage: Eukaryota; Viridiplantae; Streptophyta; Magnoliopsida; Poales; Poaceae.